This is a messenger RNA of Homo sapiens (human), 2090 nucleotides long. RefSeq names its product guided entry of tail-anchored proteins factor 4 (gene GET4). The record is from RefSeq and is marked validated. Gene Ontology annotation, biological process: protein insertion into ER membrane. The transcript has 9 exons. Gene Ontology annotation, cellular component: cytosol. The coding region runs from base 93 to 1076 and encodes 327 amino acids. Lineage: Eukaryota; Metazoa; Chordata; Mammalia; Primates; Hominidae.
AGAAGGGCGUCGGGCGGCCGUCGGGACGGAAGCCGGGAGGCGCUGCCGACCGCGCCUGCGACAGCGUCAGCCCUGCGCGGAGCGCCGGCCCGAUGGCGGCGGCGGCGGCGAUGGCCGAGCAGGAGAGCGCCCGGAACGGCGGCCGCAACCGCGGCGGCGUCCAGCGUGUGGAGGGCAAGCUGCGCGCCAGCGUCGAGAAGGGCGACUACUACGAGGCGCACCAGAUGUACCGGACCCUGUUCUUCAGGUACAUGUCCCAGAGCAAGCACACGGAGGCCCGGGAGCUCAUGUACUCGGGAGCCCUGCUCUUCUUCAGCCAUGGCCAGCAAAACAGUGCAGCAGACUUGUCCAUGCUGGUCCUGGAGUCCCUGGAGAAGGCGGAAGUGGAGGUGGCUGACGAGCUGCUGGAAAAUCUGGCUAAAGUGUUCAGCCUGAUGGACCCCAACUCUCCUGAGCGCGUGACCUUUGUGUCCAGAGCCCUGAAGUGGUCCAGUGGGGGCUCCGGGAAGCUGGGCCACCCCCGGCUGCACCAGCUGCUGGCCCUCACCCUGUGGAAAGAACAAAACUAUUGUGAGUCGAGGUAUCAUUUUCUGCACUCAGCGGACGGGGAGGGCUGUGCCAACAUGCUGGUGGAGUAUUCCACGUCCCGCGGCUUCCGCAGCGAGGUGGACAUGUUCGUGGCCCAGGCCGUGCUACAGUUUCUCUGUUUAAAAAACAAAAGUAGCGCAUCGGUGGUCUUCACGACGUACACCCAGAAGCACCCGUCCAUCGAGGACGGGCCUCCGUUUGUGGAGCCGCUGCUUAACUUCAUCUGGUUCCUGCUGCUGGCUGUGGACGGUGGGAAGCUGACGGUGUUCACUGUGCUGUGUGAGCAGUACCAGCCAUCCCUCCGGCGGGACCCCAUGUACAACGAGUACCUCGACCGCAUAGGACAGCUGUUCUUCGGCGUCCCGCCCAAGCAGACGUCUUCCUACGGGGGCCUGCUCGGGAACCUUCUGACCAGCCUCAUGGGCUCCUCAGAGCAGGAGGAUGGGGAGGAGAGCCCCAGCGACGGCAGCCCCAUCGAGCUGGACUGAACUGGCCAGGCCACGUGGAGACACCACGGUCGACGACGGCUGGAGGGACGUUUCAGAGGCGAGUCCUGGGUGGCUCCUCGCCUUGGGGGCUCCUGGCCCUGAGGCUGGCGGUGGCCGCAUGCCGGCGCGUGUCUGUUUCUGUGCGGCGGCUCAGGGUGGCGCGGCUGCUGCUCACUGUGCUGCUGGGACCCAAGAGUGGGGCGUCGCCCCUGCUGGCCGCCGCGUCCCCCGAGAUUGACCCACAAUAAAGCACAGGCCUUACCGCGGCGUCACCCUCUCCCACUCCUUUGUUCUGGGUCCUUUCGGGAGGGCUGAUGGGCAGCACAGGAGGCCCGUCCUCGGGGGGCUGCGCACAUCACGCUCCUUGCCGGGCGUCCGGCACAGCUGCGGUCACCAAAGCAGGUGCUGGCCCUCGGACCUGAGAGCCCAGCCAGGGCCCAUGUGGUCUGCAAAUGGGAGCGGCUGUUUUUGAACACGGGGUCAUUCUGCAGUCAGGACGAACCGGUCCCCGUCGCAGACGGAGUGCACGUGCCCUGCGCCACAUCCUCACGCUCGGUGGAGGGACGCGUGCGGCGGGACGGUGCCUACGGGUACUUGCAGCUGUGUCCCAUGUGGCAUCCCAGAGCUGCGCCCUGCUGGUCUCUGUGAGCGCCACGCUGCUGUGCUGGAAAUGCCGCUUUAAAAAGGGAUACCGUGGGACUCUGCCCGUCUCUUUCAUAACGCAAUAUUUAUUUGUAUUGGGUGAUGAUUGAUUCUUUCGACCUAACAUUUUGGGUUUUAACCAAAUAACCGGUCCAGGAGUGAGCAGCUCCGUUCUGUCAGAUGCUACUCCAAAUGUUACCAGAACGAUGACAAAAGGGGAGACGCUCUAUUUUUUCACAGUUAAAUGACAGUUGUAGAUUGAUACGCAGUUGUGCAUGGGAAGGGGAAACGCACAGCUUUAUUUACUGUAAAGUGGAAUUUCAGGAAGGCUUGUGUGAACCGUUGCGCAUAAAUAAACCCUUUCUACCGGGC